UCGCGUGCGUCUGCCCCCCUCCGUGAGUCUGCCCGCCGCUCGCGCAAAAAAAGCCGUUCGCAUCGGCAGUUCCCCGCUCCCCGUCGCCCUUCGCCUCGCGUCGCACCUCGCCUCCCAGACCGACGCCGCUGCUCCCGCGACUCCCAGAUCGACGCGGGCAAGCCGGCGCUUGCGUCUCCCAUCGCCUCCCAGAUUGGGCCCCCUCCUCGACCGCCGGGACUUGAGCUUCGGGCGGAUCGAUCCGCCUCCUCCCUCCCUCCUUCGCCGCUGGAACCCUAGCUGUGGGCGGCUGAGCCCCCUCAUCCUCCCUAGCUGCCGGUGAGUCACAAUACUCGUACGAUCUACUCACCAUCAUCGGCAAGGAUGAGCCAGAGGAGACCAACCUGCUAGCCAUCAUGCCCGACAGCCACCCCAUCGCGACGCCGGCCAGGUCCAGGGCGUCUUGGCUGGAGGUGGUGCCCGCGGGGUCGCCACCCCCGCUGGCACAUGUGGAGGCGGGCCAGCCAUGUGAAAUUGGAGGAGGUGGAGGUCAAGGUCACGCCGUGGUAGACAGAGAAGGUGGCCAAGAUCAACAACCGCUUCAAGCAGGAGGAAGUAGUCAUCAACGGCUGAGGGACCGAGCAGGUGGGGAAGGCAUCCGCAUUACUCAAGAAGAUCGAGAGGAAGCUGGACGAGCAGCGUGCCAAGGCGGUGGAGAAGACGUAGAAUGCCAUUGCAAGGUGAUGCCACCGAAGAUCUGUGCCGGGAGGCGCGUCCCCCUCGCUCUCCGGCCUCCGAGUGCGUUGGGCGCCUCCUGCCUCGAUCUAAACCGUGCCUCCCCGCAUCUGCAGUAUCCAACUUCAAAGGAGCUGAGCAUCGGUAGGGUCAGGUUCAAGGCGUUCGGCCUCGACGGUCACCAGAUCAACCACUCGCGUUUUGGACCCCUGCGCCAAGUGCAGUUGCAAUGUCAAAUGUUCUGCAAACCUGUCUUGCCUUCUACAGCCUCCUUUUUUGAUCCAAAGGAGAUAUACUUGGCAAUGGGGAAGACGGGAAGUCAUCACUUUUAUCUGACUUCUCUUACAUUUUUUACCUAUGAUUGUUUGGAGUAUCAUUGUACUGAUGCAACAACUUUUUGCAAGUGCAAUCCAACAGUGGCUUUGAGGUUUAUGCUGGGCCGCUCAGCAACUAACAUGAAGCAUGUUGUUCUCUGGGGUACAGAGUGUUUUGUUUGCGAGAACAUAGCAAGUACGGUUUUUUUUACUGCAAAAAUGUAGGCUUCAAUUCACUACGAAGUGGCUCGGUUGCUAUUAUUGCUUCGACUUCAGAUUCUCUUCUAUACUUAUUAUCAGGAUUUAUCUUGUGGUUUACUAACUUCUCAAUGCAAACAUCAAACCUGUACUACCUAAUUGGUAAAAAACUAUGCAUCCAUUGGUGAGUUUUUUUUGGGCAACCCAUACUUCAAACUAUCUUUGGCUAAUUUAGAAGCAAAUACCAAUGUACUAAAACAAAGAAAAAAAAGUAAUCUAAAGGACUCAUUUUGUAUGAAAUUUUUAAUAUUCAUAAAUUGUUGACUGGGUUGUGAGGGUCUACAGGAGCUUGUAAAAACUUAAAUCUUCUAAGCACGGAUGCAUGGAUUCACGUCCAUAUCCUGCAUAGCACGAGAUCACCUUGGUUAUCUCUUUUUUGGACUCAUCACCUUGAUAUGUUUGUUGCAAUGCUUAGUGAUUCUUAAUUAACUAUUUGCCAACUGCACUUAAAGUGCGAGAUGGACUGCUUCGUAGGAAAAAUUAAGGUUGACCGUUGUACCUGGUAGCACUUAGGGAUUUCUGCUACUUGGAUUUGCUUCAGUACCAUGACUUUGGUAUGCUUGGCAAGCCUUCUCCCCUCCUUUUAUUCAUCACAGGAAGCAUGCAUUGAGGAAAAUAAAAAAGAGAGGAUGCUGAUGUACACUUGCAGAUUGCAAAUUCGCAAUGAUUACUUGACCCUAUGCGAGUCUUUUCCAGCGUGGUGUUUGAGAAGUGGUUUUUGGGUUUAGUUGGCUUCAACAGUACAUUCUCCCUAUGUUCAUAUAUGUUUGUUACCUUCCCUGGUAGUACUUGUAUAGACAUGCCACUGUUUGUGUAUGUGUACAAAUAAAUAUAACAUGCCUAUUUGAGUGUUCUUCAGCAGGAAUGCAUGAUUGAUGGAUGUUGAGAGCGAAGCAAAAACUGACACGAUGGAUCAUGCUGGAGUUUAUUUAUUCAUUUUGACGAAUAUGAGGUUUCAUAUUGAGAUGUGUGGUGGUGUUUUCGACUAGGCAUUGUGGAGGUUUCAUAUUGAGAUGUGUGGUGGUGCUUUCGACUAGGCAUUGUGUCCUCUACCGAUAUCAAUUUUCUAAUAGACUUGUAUUUAUAAUUGAAGGAAGUACAAGGUUUGAUUGUUAGUUUUUUGUCUAUUUUCUAGGAGUGGUAUCAGUUUGUCAUUGGUUUCAAGGGUUUAUUUCAAAAAUUAUAGAUAUAUAUGCUCUAUAUCAAAUUCA
Panicum virgatum (switchgrass) is the source of this 2497-nucleotide messenger RNA. RefSeq lists its product as uncharacterized. The transcript is spliced from 4 exons. The record is from RefSeq and is a predicted model, not a curated record. The coding region runs from base 396 to 1253 and encodes 285 amino acids. NCBI's taxonomy places the organism in Eukaryota, Viridiplantae, Streptophyta, Magnoliopsida, Poales, Poaceae.